This is a messenger RNA of Xiphophorus couchianus (Monterrey platyfish), 3129 nucleotides long. RefSeq names its product regulator of G protein signaling 9a (gene rgs9a). Gene Ontology annotation, cellular component: neuron projection; plasma membrane; cytoplasm. The record is from RefSeq and is a predicted model, not a curated record. The transcript is spliced from 17 exons. NCBI's taxonomy places the organism in Eukaryota, Metazoa, Chordata, Actinopteri, Cyprinodontiformes, Poeciliidae. The coding region runs from base 293 to 1738 and encodes 481 amino acids. Gene Ontology annotation, molecular function: GTPase activator activity. Gene Ontology annotation, biological process: regulation of G protein-coupled receptor signaling pathway; intracellular signal transduction; positive regulation of GTPase activity.
CUCUUCCUUGACGGUCAAGUAUAUGGCCCUUUAAACCUUCAGUUGAUCCAGCCACCAGGCAUCUUAGCUCCACCGUCUGGCUUUUCACUGGAAUCACUGGGGGAAUUCUGACUGCUGAUUGGUGGACAAACUUUCUCCUCCUUUCCUAUAAUCCUCACUAUGGAGGAGUGUGUUCAGACCUGCUGUAUACACACACUUCUCGCUCUCUUCGGCUACAGAUAUUACACCUUGGACACUUCACACCUACAUUUCAUUUAACCUGCUCUGAUUUGGUCCUGAUCAAGCUGCAAGCAUGACGAUCAGAACAGCUCGUCCCAACCGGGGGCAACGUUUCCGGCCUCGUACGCACUGCCUCAAGAAGCUAGACGCCACUGUGGUGGAGAUGCAGGACCCAAAAAACGGAGUAAAAGGUUCAGAGCAGAAGCUCAACGUCACCACCAUUCCUCACGCCAUCGCUGGUGCUAACAUAAUUGCUUGGAUAAGCAACAAGAUGAAGACUACAACAGAAGAAGCGCAGGUCUUUGGCACCAUGUUGGUGGCCUAUGGCUACAUCUACCCGCUGCAGAACCACAGGAAGCUGGUGAUGUGUAACGACAGCAGCCUCUACCGCUUCCAGACCCCUUACUUCUGGCCAACACAGCAGUGGGUUCCAGAGGACUCUGAUUAUGCCAUUUACCUGGCAAAGAGGAACAUCCGUAAGAAAGGCAUGCUGGAAGCCUAUGAGCAGGUAGAUUACAACCACCUGCAUGAGUGGCUGAACCACAAGUGGGACUUUAUUGUAAUGCAAGCCACUGAGCAGUACAAGGCUGGUAGAGACAGGAACAAGGCAGACCGAGUGGUCUUUGACUGCCAGGAGAGAGCCUUUUGGAUUGUGAACAGGCCUCCGCGCCGGACUCACAGUGCUUUGGACGUUGGCCCAGAACGACUUAUUAAUCCCAAUGUAGAAGAGAAAAUCACCUUUGACCAAUACAGACGGGUCAACAUUUUCUACCAGCAAGCCAUCAUGAGAUCCAAGGUCAAAUCUAGCGUUUCACUCGGAGCGCUGGUCAAAUACAUCACCUCCUACAAAAACCACGAUGCUUUCCUGGCUCCUUGUCUACCCAGCAACCCGUGGGAAACGGACCACGACGCGUACUGGACUCUUAACAUGAGAAGAGUGGACGUUCCCACUAAAAUGCGAGUGGAGCGCUGGUCCUUCAGCUUGUUUGAGCUCCUGACGGACCUGAGAGGCCGAGACGAUUUCAAGGUCUUCCUGAAGAAGGAGUUCAGCGGGGAGAACCUGGCCUUCUGGGAAGCAGCUGAGGAACUGAAGUGGGGCACGGCCUCCUCCAUGUCAGCCAAGGCCGAGACCAUCUUCAAGACCUUCCUGGCACCGGGCGCCCCCCGUUGGAUCAACAUUGAUGGCAGGACGAUGGGCCUGACGGUGAAGGGCCUGGAGCAUCCUCACCGCUACGUCCUGGAGGCGGCUCAGACACACGUCUUCAUGCUCAUGAAAAAGGACACAUUCUUCCGUUACCUCAAGUCGCCAACGUACAAGGAGAUCCAGAAGAAGGCGCUGAGCCCUGAGGCCCAUAACUUCAGUCCGGCACAGCUGGAGGAGAACGCUCGGAACCGGAGCGCCGGCAUCCAUCCCAUCAUCCUGUGGCAGCAAGAGGAGGAGGAGAAGGCCAAGGCCGCUGCCGCUUCCGCUCCAGUCGACGUCAAGGCGGUGAUGAGCAAAAUAGACAGAAAGAAGUAGAAACGGUAGACGCAUGUCUGAUCUUGUGAAUGCAAAUUUAAUUUUAUAUAAAAGGGACUCUCUUGGAUUAUAAAGUAUGACUUAGUAAAUGUUACACAUCUACACAUUGUGUUGAUUCUAAACGUACAGAGUACAGGUCUGAGCUUUGAGGAAUAUUGUCAGAACUUUAUCAUUUCUACUCCAGCUUCUUCACGCAGCAUACAGUAAGGACUAAAAGAAACAAUAUGUUGUGCAUCACUACAGCCAUAAGCCUGAUUGUGUUUUAUGUCACAGAAUGAGACAUGACUCUGACUAUCUCUUAUUCUGUGGGAGAGAGAAACGAGAAAGGAGUUCCAGUAUUUUACUAGUAGAAAAUCUGAAAAGUGUGCCAUGAGUCAGAACUGUGCAGGGCUUCUGGGUAAUGUAUUUUCUGGUUUUGAACAUCGACAGACUGACUGACUUUCGUCCUUUCAAAAUGACUCAAACCGAGUCUGAUUGGAAAAAGAACAUCUGUGAACAUCAGCUUUCCAACCUCUAUAUUACAACCUAUAAUAGAAAAAUUCCGCAUGAAUAAAUUUCAUUUCAAAUUUCAUAAAAUCUUAAGAGGAAAUCUGGAACUAAAGUAUAAAUUUUACCACGCUGGUAAUCAUCCGCCUACCUUUAACAUUUACAAGACAAGGAGACACUUUCUUCCCCAGACUAAUGAAAUUAAUCCAAGUAUAGAGACUUAAAAUUCAACUACAUCCAUUCAAAAUGGAUUCUAUGACCUUCAUCCUAUGUAAGACAAUACAGUCAAAUGCAGUUUGAAAAGCCAAAUAAAGUGAUCCAUGUAAGGAAGCGUAUUAGCAUCAAAACACUGACUUUACAGCAGUUUGUGAUGUUGAACAUGUAGUCUCCAUGACGCUGGUUAUUCUCUAAAAAAAACCUCUGAGGUCACAAACAGAACAGCUUAAGGAAAUGUAACCAGUCAAGCUUUGGUCUCUAAAAUCUAAAAAAAAAAAUCCACGUUAAAGUUUCAGCUGAUAAUGGGGGAAAGUUUGUGGGGAUGAAAUAAUCGCUGUAGAAGCAGAAACAUACAUUUCAAGUCAUAGAUAUAAAACACUGCUCACUGUUUCAUGCUGUAGAUGAGUUCUUAUUGUUAUUCAGUGAUUUUGACAUGAAGUGAUGGAAUCGGUUCAUGACUUUCAGUAAAUUACAGAAAUGACCAACUCUAAUAACAUAUUGUUGCUGCAAUAUGUUCAUAACAUUUAUUCUGUAAACACAGGACCAUCACUGGACCGUGUAGCUAAUAUGCAUAGCAUGUAUAGCAUGUUAGUGGAUUUACAUGUAAAAUGUCUGUCCUGUUAACUACAAGCUUGUACAGUAUAUCAACCUGGAGAAUGCUGUAAAUGUAAUAAACUGCAGAAGUAGGA